This is a messenger RNA of Petromyzon marinus (sea lamprey), 8770 nucleotides long. The record is from RefSeq and is a predicted model, not a curated record. NCBI's taxonomy places the organism in Eukaryota, Metazoa, Chordata, Hyperoartia, Petromyzontiformes, Petromyzontidae.
UAGGAAGCCCUCGCACGGGCAGCAACUGGAACGAGCAUCGACCUGCAUUGGACUGCGCGGGCAGGCAGCAGCAGCAGCAGCGGCGGCGAUCACAAGCGGCAGCAGCAUCAUCAUUCACCACACAUCCCCGUUAGCAGACAAGCACGCUGAGCCCCACCCCCGCCCGUCGCGGCCCCCGCUCCUCAUCUCCCAUGGAAGACAUGGAGGAUGAGCUCAAGUGUCCGGUGUGCGGGGCCAUGUACCGGGACCCCGUGCUGCUGCCCUGCUCGCACAACCUGUGCCUGGCAUGCGCUCGCAACAUCCUCGUGCAGACGCCCGAUGGGGAACUACCAGCACAGCACCAGCAGCAGCAGCAGCCGGUAGCAGCGGUGUCAGGAACAUCUCAACAACCACCACCACCACCACCGGCGGCAGCGGCGGCAGCGGCAGCGGCAGGCACGGGCAGUGCGUCGCAACUCCAGCACGCGGUGGCAAACGGUGCGGUGGCUCCUCGCGUAUCCCCCUCGGGCUCGGACUACGACUACCUGGAGCUGGACAAGAUGAGUCUCCACAGCGAGGCGGACAGCGGCUACGGCUCGUUCGGGGGCUACCUGACCAGCCCCGGCACGCCGAACGCGCCGAUGGCCACCACGCCCUCCUCCUCCUCCUCCUCCUCCUCCUCCGCAGCGUCGUCCUCCUCCUCCUCCGCGUCCUCCUCCUCCUCGCUGUCGUCGGGGGUGGCCGUCCUGCCGAAGCUGUCCCCGAACGGGGUGCGCGUGUUCCCGCCGACCCCCGUGCCGAGCGCGGCGCCGCGGCCCCCCCUGCCCUCCUACCAGCACCACAGCCAGCUGCACCCGCAGCACGCGCUCAUGCACGCACAGCUGCUGCAGCAGCACCACAUCCUCCAACAGAAGCAGCAGCAGCAGCAGUUGCUGCAACAACAACAGCAGCAGCAGCAGCAGCAGGCGGCCGCGGUCCAGCAGCGGCACCGCAACUCGUGCCUGACGUGCCCGCAGUGCCACCGCAGCCUGCUGCUGGACGAGCGUGGGCUGCGGGCCCUGCCCCGCAACCGCGUGCUGGAAGCGGUGUGCGACCGCGUCGCGCAGCGCGGCCGGGCGCGCGCCCUGCAGUGCCAGCUGUGCGAGCGCAGCCCCGCGCGGCCCGCCAGCGUCCUCUGCGAGCAGUGCGACGUGCUCUACUGCGACGCGUGCCGCAGCCGCUGCCACCCGGCCCGGGGGCCCCUGGCCAAGCACCGGCUGCUGCCGCCGGCGCUGGUGCUGCAGGCGCGCGCGUCGGCGUCAUCGACAUCGGCGGCGGCGGCGGCGGCGGCGCCCCUGCUGGGGGCGGCCGCCCGGGCCGCGGUCGGCGCCGGGCUGCUGGGGCUGGGAGCGCUGGGGCCGCCGGCCGCGCGGCGCCCGGCCACGUGCGCGGAGCACGAGCUGGAGAGCCACUCCAUGUACUGCGUGCCGUGCCGGGCGCCCGUGUGCUACCAGUGCCUGGAGGAGGGCAAGCACGCGCGCCACGAGGUGCGCGCCCUCGGGGCCAUGUGCAAGCUGCACAAGGGCCAGCUCUCCCAGGCUCUCACUGGCCUAUCGGACCGAGCCAAGGAGGCCAAGGAUUUCUUGGGGCAGCUGAAGAACGCAGCCACACAGAUUCAGGAGAGCGGCGUGGAGCUGGAGGCCUGCCUCGUGGCGCAAUGCGACGCGCUCGUCGACGCCCUGAACCGCCGCAAGGGACAGCUGAUGGCACGAGUCGGCAAGGAGCGAGAGCAGAAGCACAAGCUGGUGCGGGAUCAGAUGAGCCACUGCUCUGUGAAGCUACGGCAGACGACAGGGCUCAUAGAGUUCUGCCUGGAGGUGAUCAAAGAGAACGACCCCAGCGGAUUCCUGCAGAUCUCGGAUGCCCUCAUCAAGCGCGUGCACAGCACGGAGGAGCAGUGGGGGCGGGGGGCGCUGCAGCCCCGCGCCAACCCCGAGUUUGACCUCUCCCUCGACAGCGGACCCCUCCUGCACUCCAUCCAGCAGCUCGACUUCCUGCAGACUCGAGCCCAGCCGGCCGUGCCGGCCGCCCCACUGCUGCAGCUGGAGGAGUGCUCGACGCAGACCAACAGCGCCACGCUGUCGUGGAAGGCGUCGCCGCUGUCAUCGGCCAACAUCGAGGGAUACGUCCUGGAGCUCGACGAUGGCACUGAGGGCUUAUUCAGGGAGGUGUACGUGGGCACGGAGACGCUGUGCACCGUGGAUGGCCUGCACUUCAGCAGCACCUACAGCGCGCGCGUCAAGGCCUUCAACAAAGCUGGAGUCGGGCCCCACAGCAAGACCGUGGUGCUGCACACCUCCGAGGUGGCGUGGUUCUCGCUGGACCCCAGCUCCGCCCACCAGGACGUGAUCCUGAGCAACGGGAACCUGACGGCGUCGUGCAGCAGCUACGACGAGCGCGUCGUGCUGGGCUCGGCGGGGUUCACGCGCGGAGUUCACUACUGGGAGGUGACGGUCGACCGCUACGACAACCACCCGGACCCCGCGUUCGGGGUCGCGCGCCUCGACGUCACGAGGGACGCGAUGCUGGGUAAAGACGAUCGGGCUUGGGCCAUGUACGUGGACAACAACCGGAGUUGGUUCAUGCACAACAACUCGCACACACACAGGACGGAGGGCGGCAUCGCAAAGGGCGCCACGGUCGGGGUGCUACUCGACCUGACGCGACGCAUCCUCGCCUUCUUCAUCAACGAUGAGCCGCAGGGUCCCGUGGCCUUUCAUGACCUGCAGGGCAUCUUCUUCCCGGCCAUCAGCCUCAACCGCAACGUGCAGGUGACGCUGCACACAGGGCUGGAGCCUCCAGACGUGCAGACGGAGGAGGAGGCGGCGGCGGUGGCGGCGGCACGGCCCACGGCGACCGUUUGAGCCCCGUUGCUACCAGCGGCAUCUUCACGAAUCCUCGGAAGCACUUACCAAAUUAAACGACGUGACGCAAAUGCUGCACAGGUCACUGUGCCAGACUUGCAAAGUAUAGAAACAGAAACGCGAGAGCUGGGCACGUCGAAAUGAACGCAUUUUAGAACUUUGCUCCAACAAGAACAUUCGAUUCAUGGAAUUGUCCACAGGUGGGGGAUUUGCUUAUCUGUCACGCCGAUACCAGCUGCCGUUUCUACUGCGUUGCUGGAGAUGCAGAGUGAGGAUGAGGGUUGGCACAUACCCCUACCGGAAUUGGUACAGCCCACCCCCCCAGAUGUCUCCCACACUGAGUACCUCCCCCUGAUGAAAUGAUGCAUUUUACGUUUGGGUUGAAAUGGGGGGCGGGGGGGGGGUGACUAAGAAAAUGGUGUCUUGCACACACGGUGUUCCACAGUGGAUGUUAUAAUAUAGGCGUGCAGUGCGUAGCAGAGGUUAAUUACGAAGGGUGGUUAUCAUAGAACCUUUUUGCUUGCAGUGGCGGGGAGGAAGACAGUAGAAAUAACGCUUUACUGUCAUCAAAAUUACCAAAGUAAUACUGUGUGAUUACUCUAUUAUCACUGUGUAGACUACUGUUACUUGGCAUGUACCAAUUGCUUACAUUUUAUUUAAAGAAAUAUUUAUUAAAAUUCAACAAUUCAAAAGACAAACGACCAUUGCCACCAGCUUAGAGAAACGAUACGUGUUAGCGACUUUGGUCAAUGCCAGAACAGCAACAUCCGAUGCAUUUAGAUCUCGCCACAAACCCCGGUAAUUGUAUACUUUGGUAGUGUUGGUGGCCGAGUUUUCUUUUGCCACAUUGUCGUUAAAGCGUCGCCAAACUUUUGGUGUAAAACGGAGCCCCCUAAUGGUGAGUCGACGUUAAUGCAUGAGCAGGUCCUUCCGAGGGCACCGAACGUCGUGGUAAUGGUCACGUACAGACCUGAUGUGCUUCCCGUGAGAGGCCAAGUGGGCCCUGAAGAGAACUGAUGGUACCACCCCCUCCACCCCCCGGCACCCCUGUACUCCCCUGUUGGUCAGGACGCCAAAACUACCGCACACCAAGGCACUGUGACCGCCAAAGCUGUGAAACAAACAAAACAACAGGGCAUGCGAUGAAGUUGCAGACGUGGAGUUAAGGGGGAGUGGAAUAACCAGUACAAAGCUCGGUUGGUUAGGGGUAGGGCUAGCAUUUCACGGGCUAGUUUGCUCCACCCCAUACUGGUUGUUCCUCCUCCCCAUUGCAAAAUAUCGCAUUGUCGGUUGUUGGCUGCAUUUCAUUGCCGGCGUUUACAGCGCGUCUCGUGCCUGAAUUCUCCGCGGCUGUAAGGUGGAAUUGCGGUAGAGGUUUAUUUUCCUUGAAAGGCGAAUUCACUCUGAGGUCUCCAGAUACUCAACGGGAGCAAUGUUUGUCGAUUGUUGGCCACCUGACUGCCUCUGUACUCAAAUCAAAGUGUGCCCCCCCCCGCACCACCACCGUGUUCAAACACGCAUUGGACAGCGCUCAUCUCCCCCGAGCCAGUGGUACGGAGUCGACAUCGCUACGGUGACGGACAGCCAUCCCUCGAGGCCGGAUGACCGGUGUAAACGUUCUGCGUGUAAACGUUCCAAGUGGGACCUAACAUCGCUUCGAAGUUAGUUUGCGCAGCCAGUGGGGUACUGCUCAAUGCUGAGCAGCAAGUUUGAUGGUGUAAAACAAGAAACAUCGGGGCAGUGACCGAAGGCGCAGAGACGCGAGCCGCUCUUAACGUCGAUGGGGGCGGAGGGUGCGGAGCGGUGCACAUCGCUCCGCCUUGGGUUUGGCAAUGCUCAGUUUGCCGUGGGUAUUGCACAGGCGCUUUUUUUCUGCCGUCGAGCCGUAAGCUACGGGCACAGCCUGACUUAGCGGAGCCGUUAUGGAACCAGCAAAGAGUGGCUUCGACUUCAACCUCGUGACAAUUUUGUGCAGAAAAGGCUUCGAGGAACAAGUCUGGAAAUUGGUGCCACAAAUACAGCAAUGCCGUUGUAAUUUUGGCAAGCAAGGGUCAAUGCACAUAUGCGAAGAAGCCCAGUAGUUUUGCAUAAUUGACUAUAUUCAUAUUCUUGGUUCUUUCGGUAAAGUCACGACUAUAUUCACUCAAUGAAUAGAUAGGCAGAACCUUAAUGGUUCAUAACACUAGUUUGCUGAGUUCGGCAGGAUUACUCUCGAUCGGGAAUGCUGCGAGUCGAAGUUUGUGCUUGCUGUAGGCUCUCUCAGAUGUAGGGAAAUGUGACACCUGCUUGCCCAACAUCACUGAAACGAGCGGGUGUCUGCACUCACACCGCCCUCGUGUUCCCUACAGUCGCGCGGGUCCCGUUUCCAUGAGUAUUUUUUGUCGGGCCCUUAGAGCCAUGCACGCUCGAAUACGGCGGGCACAUUCCCCCAGACUCUUAGAGGGGGCCACCAGUCGCCAGACGAAACAACAAAGCGCAUUGUCGGAUAGGAGAGUGAGAAACUGAGGAUACGCAUUGGGGGGCCAAACUCACGUGAGCAAUGUCUGCUGAGUGGUUCGGACACUCCAACCACAAUGCUCCUCUAGAGUGCUGUUAAAGACAGUGCCUAUACUAUUUGGCCAAAAUGAGAGAGGCCUUUCGUCCCAUCGGAGUGAUGAAUUUGAAAUCUUGUCAAAAGUCUCUCAAGUGGUGCUCAUCUCUGGUGGUGGCCCUGAGCAAGUGGAUGCAGUUCCACAUUACCGGUGCAGAGGCCAGUAUAUUCGUAGGACUUUGCACAAAGUGGUGCUCAUUGAGCCAGGAAAGUUGAGAGGCUGUCGACCCCUGACUGGGAUACAAAUGAUCCACCUGGUCGUGGUUGGAGCAGGAGAGAAUAUAUGAACAGAAAUUAUACCUAGACAGCAAAAAAGCAGCUAAACCUUUGCAGUUCCAGAGAGCUCUCUCAACUCGGCUGAGCGCUUGGCACGUAGGUGUUUAUAGGAGGUAUUUAUUGGUGAAAUGACGAUGUGGGAUUUGGGAAAUUGUGGGUAGUUCACCAAAUUGAGCAACUUUGGCACUUCUUGCCAAACUUAUGCAGCAAAUGCAUUACAAUUGUUCGUGGCCGAUAGACGCUAAAAGGUGCUUCUCAUAAGCUUUCGGUGUUUUUUUCAAUCAGUCUACGAGUAUUGCUUUUAUCCUGGCAAAACCCACCAGCAGUUGUUUAUAGAAUACACCUCUCAGGAAAACGUUGAUUCUCCAUUCGUGAGGUGGCCGCUUAUCUCUUACUCCUCCUCUGGACUGUGCUGCCAUGCAGCUGAGACCAAUGCAGGUUAAAUAAAAGUUCAAGGUGUCACCAUGCUCAAACGGCGUCCUUGAGCAGGUGGUGGAAAUUCCAUGACUCCAAAGGUACGGUCAAGGAGACCAACACUGACCGACGCGAGCAAUGAACAACAACAACACGUCAACAGCAAUUAGGUUUUGUAUAAUACCAGCGUCGCUUUCCGCUCGCAUGUUAGGCUAGAGCCAAGUGGUAGCUUAGCAUUUUGAUGUCGCUGUGAAUAUACUACGAGGCGGAAGUAAUAAGUGUCCGCCAUUAUGUGUACGCGAUGCAUGCUGGGACUUAAUUGGGUUCAGGCGUGAUCUAAGUAAAAGAAGAAAAAUGCAAUUUCUUAAAUUUGUUUCCAUCUUUUACAUUUUUUAAAAUAGGUUUUCGAUUAAAUUUACAGUAUUUCGUUGAUAAUGUUCAACCAAUACCAGCCGUGAACCACAUUUGUGCCAAAAAAAAUGUGUGUGCUGGCCACCUGUCCCAUCGCCCAGUGUGUCCAGCAUUUAAGUCAAGCAGCGCUGAACAAGCGUUGGUGCUGUCCUGAGCCUUUCUGUACUCUAAUGCAAUUCAUGUGCAAAAUAUUUGACGACUUAUAUUUGUAUGUUAAGGCUGCAGCGAAUCUGUACUCACAUUGGGAGGUAUGGGGUAUGGUUGGAUGUUAUAUGUACAACCAAAAUCCAGUUUGAAUUCCAAUAAUUUCUUACUAUAUACCAUGUGACCAUGCAUGGAUAGGAUGUCCAUGAGGAAUAUUCCACUUGUGGUGGUGAAUCACUUCUGAAGGUCACAUCACCCACAUUAUAAUAUGGCAUGCCAUACAACAAGGCAUGCAGUCACCUGAACACUGGCUACAAAUGUCCUGCCAUAGCGUAUUUUAAACCCACAAUAUCAGUUCAGGCGAGGUGAGCAAUUGCGAGAUAUUACAGUCAAAAGUUUGGCAAGUGUGUGUGGUAUAUAUAUCUGUGGUGACCCCGUUUGGAAGGGUCUUUGCGACUGACCAUCGACUUCCUCGGACAUCACAUUUCAUUUUGUAAUCCCCACCACCCGGACCAGAAGUGUGCUUGCGUUUGACAAGGGUCAGCCCAUCCAUUCCUCUCCAAUCCCCUCCUCUUAACCACACUCUGGGUGGGACAUUGCUUUUACUUUGAAUUCAAUUUGUCAGCAGUGAACGGAUAAAUGGGUAGAUAGAUCUAUACAUUACUUUUAUAUAUAACAAGGUAAGAGCCCAUUGAGGCUAGAAGUCUCUUUUUCAAGGGCGACUUAGAUGUUGUGGCCAAACUGUGUAAGGAUUCUGGGCCUUGCUGGUUGGGGUGAUACGUUAGAGAAAGGGUCUCUAUACUUUAAAAAGCUGCACACGCGAGGCUAGAAUCACCAGCUGACCUGAUUCUAAAUGUUUGUCAAUGUGAAUUGUCACCGCGAAGCAGUGACGAUAUGGAAUUUCUGCUCCGUGCUCACUGUAUCAGAUCCUCUUAUCCAUAGAGGUGCACAUUGUCAAUGCAAAUGGUGCUACAUUAAUGUUGACCCUUAAUUGGGAUUUCAGCCUUGCUACAUGGUAGGGUGAGCUGAUCGUGGAACGGUGGUGCAUGGGUGCCUUUAAAGGAUCCAUAUGAGAACGUGUUCACAUCAGCCCAAUUGUGCUGAACAUUACCGGGAGUGGCUCCACCAAUAUUGUGAAAAUGUUUGGCACAGGCAGUGUUUUAACUGAUCAUUUAAAGGUUCAUAGAGCUCCUAUGUCAUGAAAUAAAUUAAACCUUACAAGGAGCUACUUAGAAGGUCACUCAUGAAAUAGAAAACCCUGAUUGUAAUAUAAUGCGUUGGACUGACAGGGCGGCUCAGAGACCCCGAGUCUCAAUGUUUGGUACAAUAACGUGGUGCCGGUUUAAAUCUGUGCAACUGAGGAUGACAACUGGGUCAGAAAAUUGUUAAUGCACUCGCCAUUGAGAGCCAGUUUGCUGCUUGUAAACUGGCUCGGUGGGAUGACUAUGGUGCACCAAUGCAGUGUUGUGAAAGAUACAUUCAUCACCUGACCUUAAUUCGAAUAUUUCCCCCCACCCGCCCCUCAACACCCGAGGGACGGGUGGGGGGGAUAUUUUCUGGAGCUCAGCCCUGAACAGCUAAGGCUGAAAUUAAGUCAUGUUAUUGACCCUGUGACUUCAUUUACAGGAGUAUGCAACUGCUUAUGGAAUAUAGCCAUAAUGUAAAGUUAAAAUAUAAGUUGCAACUACAUUUUGGUGAAACAAUACUAUACCUGGCUAGUUGGAGCAGUAGUUAAGUGCGGGACUCACAAUCGUAAGGUUGAAAUCAUGGGUCCAGGGGUUGACUCAGGCCAUCUUCUCUGUGGGGUCAUUGGAAUGUGAGAAAUUAAUAUCACGUAUGUAUGUUGAACAUUUUUCGCACCGUACGUAGCCAAUCGUGCUAAUCUGAGGUGCGGGGAUAGGACAACAAACUAAACAUAAAAAGCAGUUAUAAAGAAAUUAGUUUUCAAUGUAUCGCUGUGAGAAGUCAACAAGGUUUUGUCCGAUAAUGACACUGCCCACACCAUGGGAAUGUGGAUUGUCUACCACUGGCUCAGGACUGCUCAUAGAAAUGC